AUGUCAAAUCGAUUCCCUCCAUCGUCCGGGUUUAAUUCCCGUGAUCGUUCUCCGCAGCGCUUCGGUCGUCCACCGGUUGGCCCUCGUGGUCCUGACGAUGGCCCUGCCCCGUUUAGAGACCCGCCCCGUGGCCCUCGCGCCUUGGUCGACUCGCCUCGGGGCCACUUUGGAGGCCGUGGUAGGGGUUAUGGCCGUGGUGAUUUCCGUGAUCGAGACAGAGAUCCACGAGACCGGGACCGUGAUUUUCGAGACACCCGCGACGGCCCACCGUUUCGCCGGGAUAUGGACCGUGACUGGGGUCGCCGUGACCGUGACUUUGACCCCCGAGACAAUCGCAUUGGCUUUGGCCGAGGACGCUCGAGGUCCCCGACGCGCGACUUUCGUGAUAUCAGAGAUCCCCCAGGACGCGACUUUGAUCUAGGUCGGAUCCGUCGCAAUUCUCGAGAUAGCAUCUUGUCCGCAUCUUCAGGAGGCCCCGAUGGCCCACCCACCAAUGGCGGUCAUAUCAAUCGAGGAGGCAUGCGAGGGCGCGGCCGUGGAGACUGGGAAGGUGGACGCGGUCGAGGCCGCCCGCCCUUCCUUAAUGACGACCGCGAUCUCUUCCGCCGACGAAGCCGAUCUCGCGAAACCUGGCGUGGACGUCCCGAUCGAAUGAUGGAUCGUGACCGAGACCGAGAUUUGGACCGUGAUCGUGCCUUGGAUCGGGAUCGCAUGAUGGACCGAGAUCGUGACCGGGAACCCCCGCGACCAAGAGACCGGGACCGAGACUUGGAUCGUGACUUGGACCGUCGAGACCGCUUUGAUCGUCGAGAAGAUUGGGAACCCCGGCGCCCUGAUCGCGAGGACCGAGAUCGCCCAGUCGACUUCUGGAAACGUGACCGUCCGCCGAGCCGUGCAGAAAGCCGUGCAGCCAGCGGUUCGACUACCUCCUCACAUCCCCAUGCAGCAUCGACUAGUGGCCCAGCUCCAGUGGAUCGACCCCUCGAGCCCCCGGUGGACCCAAGCAGGAAAGCCUCGAUCAUGUCAACUGCUCCGGCACCAGAGCCGGUACGAGAGACCGAGCGGACUGAAGUGAUCCUAGCUCGCCCAGAGGCUCCCAAGGAGCCCCCACUUGUUGUUCGAUCCUCCCCGCCUCCAGCUGCUCCUCAGGUGCCCGCCUUUGGCUCCGUGUCAGCUCCUAUCCCAAGCCCAGCUGCCGAUAAAGAACCCGCAGAACAGCGAACGGCCCCAAUUACCUCUCAACCAACAUGGAAGGACCGGAAUGAAGUACAACGGCCGAUGGUUCAACCCCCAACCGGCCCCAAGGCGGAAAGAGGCGAUACCUCAGCUCUCUCUGAACCUCGCAAUCGUCCUGAAAUACCGUUGGAACCCACAAAUCCGCAGGGAGGACCUGCACGUGCGCCCAAACCAUCUACAGGUAUCUCCGACUUGUCACCACCCACUGCCCCAGCCGCGAUGUCCAAGCCGAACUCAGUCUCUGCGCCAAACGAGGCUUUCGGGGUUCGCAGAUCGAAUUCUCAGACCUCAUCUCCCACGUCCACACGACAUCCGCUACCGGUUUCGCGCGCAGCAUCCCGCGAACCAUCCGUGUCACCUCGAGUGCCCUCCUCCAUUAUCCCCACUGGACCUAGAGCACUGCAACGGCAGGCCCCAUCACCACGCGGAGGAAAAGGCAGCAAGCCAUGGAUGCAUCCUGGCUACCCCCGGACACCAUCUGUUUCUAGUGCGCCUCCGAAGCAGGAACCUAUCGAUCAUGGUCAGGCUGUUACUUCUGUUGUUAAAGACACUCGAAACGUCCGAAGACCCCCGUCUCCCGUUGCAGAUGAGCCAGAGAGUGGUGAAAUUGUUCCUCGUGAAGAUGAGAAAGCCAGGUCUCCGGCUUCUGAUUCAAUGAAACUCCCGAUUCGCCUUAGCCCUCCGUUGGAUUCCAAUGUGGAAGACGUUGAAUUGAGCAGACACUCUGAGAAAGGCGGCAAUGAAGAGGAGCCUGCCAUGUUGCCGGAUUUUGGACGUUCUAGUGACGAGGAAGAUAGCGAGAAUGUCUUCACCCAGGAAUAUCUCGAAGAAAGGAAACGAAUUUUCGAAAGGGACAUGGUAUCACUCCGAGCCGAACUGCCUCCUUCUCCUCUGGAAGACCCGACGAUUGUAUCUCUUCUGCUGAAAAUCCAGUUACUUGGCAUGUUGGCCAACGAAAUGUCAGUGGAACAGCCCGCAGAAGAAGCAGUGGAAAAACCAGUACAGCAAUCCGUGGAACCCGUGCCAUCAGUGGAGGAUGAAGUGACAGCCAAUCCUCUCAGCAGUGAACGGGUGGUCUCCUUCGCCCCAACGCCGACUGAGCGUGAACCCGAACCUGAACUGGAGCGUGAACCGGAGCCAGUUGUUGAAACUAUCAUCCCCCCUGUGGUACCCAGUGAUGAAGUUACCAUCGACAGUCUUCCCUUCUUACACUCUGGCCCUCCCACUCCUCUUUCGGAUUUGGAAGUAUACCAUGAUAAUAUUGACAUCCAGAACCGCCUCAAGGACACCUUCCUUGACGAACUUUCCAAGUCACAGCAAGAAGUUUUCAAGAAGAAUGCAAUUCUUCGAGAGGAGUACAUGUCUUACUACAAGUCUUGGCGGUUGGCCAUCUGGGAGCUAGACCGUCUGAAGGACAAGAAAUCUGAUACCCCGGCGCCAGCCUCGCCACCGGUCUCUACAGUACCAACCACCCCAGCACCCAAUCCGGAAGGCCGUGAAGGACGACGCUACAAAGGAAACAGCGAGCUCGAUUUCCUCAACGCGCUGAAAGCCUCUGAGAUCUCGGCUCAAGAAGAGCUCGAACGCCGACGAACUAAAAUGGCUACUGCUCGGCCUGAUUUGGGACGUGAGGCAAUCAUCCCAGACAUGCUCGAGCCGCAUGAGGAGAAAGCCUGCGUCUACAAAGACGUCAACAAUAUCAUUGAGUGUAACCGGGCCAUGGAUGUUUUCGGAUUCCUGCCACCUCCCAACGAUUUUACUCCGGAGGAGCACAUUACUUUCACAGACGCCUUCAUGGCAUAUCCCAAGAAAUGGGGCAAAAUCGCGGAAUCCCUACCUGGGCGCACUUUUCAGCAGUGUAUCAUUCACUAUUACCUCACCAAGGAAGAGAUUAAGUACAAGGCUAAGCUCAACAAACGCUGGAGUAAACGCAAGGGAGGACCUCGAAAGGGCGCCCCACGGCCCAAAUCCAACGCCCUGAUUGCUGACUUGAGCGUCGUUAAGCCUGACUUUGACGGUGAGGAAGCACCUCCCCCUGUCACUGACACUGGUCGUCCACGCCGUGCUGCGGCUCCCACAUUUGGUGACUCUGGCGAAGUGGAGGGCGGACCACCCGGCCGUCGUGCCCAGGCUGGCCGGGAUAUUGAACCAGUCGAAAGACCGCCUGCUCGACGUGGGCGUGGUGGAGGCGGUAGUCGCGGCGCCCGGCGCGCGAAGACCAUGCAACCCGAUCAGAAAGGUCAGAUCCUGGCCACACAGGACACCUUACCCCCGCCUCUUCCUGGAACCGAGAUGGAAAUGAUUCCAGACAACAUUCCAUGGGGGCUAGAGGCCAGAGGAGGAGAACGUAUGGUUCAAGAACAACUUCCAGCAAUGCCGCGAGGUAGGGCAGGACGCGGACGCGCAAAAGAUGGCGUCUAUGUCUUUGAGUCUACCGAAAUCGACCCUCCUAUGGCAGUCAAGCAGGCUGAGACGGGCUACGGGUCCAUGCAACCGACAAGCUAUUGGUCUGUGCCAGAGCAGCGUGAUUUCCCUGCCUUGCUAGCACACUUUGGCCGUGACUUCGAAGGUAUCUCGGGUUGGAUGAAGACUAAAACUACGGUGAUGGUCAAAAACUUUUACCAGCGUCGCCUGGACAGUGGCCACAAAGAUUUCGAGUUGAUUCUCACAGAGGCCGAGGAAAAGAAGGUUCGCGGUGAACUUACGGGGCCCCUUCCCAUUCCGAGUGUUGCGCCCAAGCGACGAUACGAGGCGACUCCGUCUUCUAUCAUUCCUCGCCCACUCGCCCCUCAUGGCGAUCCCAUGGCCGAAGUGGACGAAUCCCGGUUCUCCUCAAAGGCCAAGCCUCUUGCUCUCUCGCCACAGCCCAUGGCCCCGCAUGUGCGGCCAGCGUCCGAGAAAGAUCGCAAUGCUGCUCGCUAUCAACCACUUGCGCAAGCUUCCACCGCUUCUCCAGUGCCAUCAACUGCAACUCUCAUUGAAGAGUCAACUCGGGCAAUCCGCGCACAGAACGCAGGCCAGGCUCAUCGUUUGCAGCAGGGUCCACGCCUUGGGUACUUCACGGAGGACAGACGAGACUCUUCGAUCCUGCCUCAUUCAACGUCCCGUGCACAGGAUCUAUCUCUUUCCACACGCCAUCCUCCUGGCUCAAUGCCACCUGAUAUGGCUCGGAUGGAACCUUUGUCUACACAAGGCUACAUGUCUGCGCAGCAGCCACCGUCUCUUCUUUCCUCGGCUCACUCGCGUCACCCCAGCUUGACCCAGCCUGGCUCGCCCACUCAACUGCCUAGACCUGAACUUGACGUUGCGUCCGUUCACCGUGAUCCCUUUGCUCCUAGACCCUAUUACUCGUAUGCAGGCCAAGGACUAUCCCAGUCGCCUCGCCCGGGUUUGUCGCCAGUCAAAGAUGCACCUCGCCCGAGUGUCACUCCUGCUCCUGAUGCAUCUCGCCAAGUGCCCGCCAAACGGUCCAACAUCAUGAGUAUUCUUAACGAUGAGCCCGAGGAGCCUCAGCCGCGCAAACGAUUUGCCAGUGAGCAGGCUCCGUCCGCCGCAGCUUCAACCUCAAGUGCAGCAGGAAGACCUGUUUACCAGACUACCCCAUCGUCCCGCCAUGAAGACACCGUCAUGUCCGGUAUGCCGCAGAAACCCUCUAGCUUCGCCCAGCAAAGCCAGUAUCAGCAAUCCUCUCGCGGAUAUACGGAGUACCCUGGAUAUGGGCCCCCUCAGAGCGGCUCAGGCACGUCGGCAAACAAUGACUGGAUGGCCCGGUUCGACCCGCGGGCGCAACAAACGCCUCCGCAGCCUCAAGCCCAACCGCCACCGGCGCAGCAGCAGAGCAGCCGUCCUGCGGCACCUUUGGCUUCUCAGAGUUCCUAUGCAUCUUAUGCUUCAGCCCCUGGCCAGUCUUCAGUACCUUUGACCAAUCUCUCGGCUCCAUCGCCAGCCCCGACUCCCCCACCCCAAACCGCCUCUCAGCGGUCGUCCUAUCCUAACGUGUUUUCUCAAUCAUCUUCUACCCAGCCGCAGCCGCCUGGAGCCUCUGGCUCGCGUGAGAUGGCCUCUCAGCCCCCAUCCUAUCGAGCAACAUCACCUGGUCCACGUGCCUCUAUGGCGUAUGGAUCGCGACAGGAACCACCGGCGCCUACACAGUCUUCCGCUAGUCUGUAUGGUGUUCAUCCGCGCCAGUCUGGAACGCAAUCAUCGUACUCAGCCGCGUCCACGCCAAACCCAGUCCAGUCGCAUAGCUAUCAACAGCAUGUACAAACCAUGGUCAGUGGGUCGCACCAGCCCCAGUCACACCGCUCCACUCCUGUGACCUUGCCCGGUGGUCCCUCACAGUAUGGACAUAACACCCCACCUCCUCAGUCUCAGCCUAGUCGAUCAAUGGCGUCGCUGGCGAGCCUUGGACGCUCGUAUACUCCUCCAUCUGCUAUGCAUCCCUCCAUGGGUGGAAGUGCCAUGGGUGGUUAUGCCCCUCCCCCACAAUCUGUGUCGGGAUCUGUCCCGCCACUUCAUCAGCGGCCAGGAGCGCCGGGCUCCCUCGGUGAGGCUGCUUCUACCCCCACACAUCACCGCGUUUACAGCCAUAGCUCAACCCAAGGCGGACCACCGGGGUCGUUGCCACCGCCUUCGCAGCCGCCUCGUUAG
Molecule: messenger RNA, 5886 nt
Organism: Penicillium canescens
Lineage: Eukaryota; Fungi; Ascomycota; Eurotiomycetes; Eurotiales; Aspergillaceae
Product: MYB DNA-binding domain protein
Exons: 2
Coding region: 1-5886 (1961 amino acids)
Biological process (GO): regulation of transcription by RNA polymerase II
Cellular component (GO): Set3 complex
Source: RefSeq, a predicted model, not a curated record